Molecule: messenger RNA, 1028 nt
Organism: Plectropomus leopardus (leopard coralgrouper)
Lineage: Eukaryota; Metazoa; Chordata; Actinopteri; Perciformes; Serranidae
Source: RefSeq, a predicted model, not a curated record
AGUGGUUAUCGUCGGAGCAGUUGCUGUAAAUCAGAAAAGAGAUUUAAUCUCAAUAAAAAUAUGAGCUCGGUCAGAGAGGAAGGUAAAGACCGAAUUAUCUUUGUCACCAAAGAGGAUCAUGCGACACCCAGCAGUGCUGAGCUCAUAGAGGAAGAUCCCAACGACCCAUAUGAGGAGCGAGGUCUGAUUCUUCCCAGCGGGGAGAUCAACUGGAACUGUCCCUGCCUGGGUGGGAUGGCCAGUGGUCCCUGUGGGACUGAAUUUAAGGACGCCUUCUCCUGUUUCCACUACAGUAAGGAGGAGGUGAAGGGUUCUGAAUGCCUGGAGCAGUUCAGAGCCAUGCAGGAGUGUAUGCAGCGUUACCCGGAGCUCUACCCUCAAGAAGAUGAUGAUAAGGUGCAACAGGAACAAUCAUCAGACACAGGACAGACCUCACAGGACUCUGGAGCUGCAGAAACAUCAGGUGCAAACUCAACAUCUGCCACCGAGCAGGACUCUGAUACCACACAAUCCAACACAGAGGGCUCCACGGAGAGUUAAUAAAGAGCCUCGGUGGCAACUAGGGCUGGGUAUCGGAACUUGGUACCUUUAAGGUAUCAACUGGAAUAGCCACGUACCAAGAAGUAUCAAAACUUCUCCAGUCAAACGAUACCUGCAUUCAUCGCUUUUAUAUCCAGAUUUGAAAAAUCUAACUGUUUUUGCUUACAGCCAAUUUAUGGCAUUCUUUGAUUUAAUGCGACGUGUGAUUGGCACACUACCACAGCAGCUACAACCCAUACAGUCUGCGGUUUGGUGAAGUCAGGCGUGGUGUAUUUGAUGGCGUUGACAGUUCAACGUGCUGAGACGCCACCAAAACAUUAGAAAGUAUGGCUAUACCACAGCUUUGGCGUCUCGUGGCAUUUUACUCCGCUGAAUUGUUUUGUUUCCAUGACAGGUUUCAAAUGAAGAAUAAAAGGGUAUCAAAUGAAGUCCUCAGCUGGUAUCAGUGUCACUUUAAGGGUACUGGUUUUGGUACUGGUUACACAUUU